Alligator mississippiensis (American alligator) is the source of this 1556-nucleotide messenger RNA. RefSeq names its product butyrophilin subfamily 1 member A1. The transcript is spliced from 3 exons. The record is from RefSeq and is a predicted model, not a curated record. The coding region runs from base 517 to 1236 and encodes 239 amino acids. Gene Ontology annotation, molecular function: protein binding. NCBI's taxonomy places the organism in Eukaryota, Metazoa, Chordata, Crocodylia, Alligatoridae.
CUGCUGUGUAUCUAUUUAUAUUAAAAUGACUAGGUCCCAGGACUCCCUCCCCCAAUCACUAGGCCACAGAGCCACACUCCCUCUUGCUCAUUCCCCUUCUGUCCCUCUUGCCCUCAGCAGAAGGGUGGAGGAUGCUCUCAGUCUGGCCCAGCAGUUAGGCCCCUGCUGAGAGGUAGGAACUCCAGAACCCCCUGCUCUGAUCCAUAGUCUGCUCCACUGCCAGAGCUGCAGGAGAACACAGGAGUCCUGAUUACCAGCCCCUCCGCUCUAACCCACAGGACCCUAGUCAUCUUCCAGAGCUGAGGACAGAAUCCAAGAGUCCUGAAAGCCGGCUUCCCUGCUUUCCCUUGCUCCAUCCAAUGCUUCUCCCACAGACAAGAAUAGACCCCAGGAGUCCUGGCUCCCAGCUUCACGCCCUCCUGCUGCUAAGUGAAGCACGGUGCUCUGCACAGCCAGGCCAGCUGCCUGUAGGCUGUGCUCAGUGACACCAGGUUCUCUCUCCCCUGGUGCAGGGACAUGGGGGUGAUUAGACAGUGCCCUGUGGCUGGGAUGAAAGUUCACUCUCCUGUAUCUUGCUGCACUUGCAUGGAGCUGUUCCCCAGGCGCAGCACGUCCUGUGUCCCUCAAGACUGGCUGCCCUGCCCUGCACCCAUGGACUCUACUGCUCCCCCAGCUUAUCCCAAGAUGAAGGUUUACAGGGACAAAGAGGAUGUGACUCUGGAUCCCGACACAGCUCAUGCCAGCCUAGUCCUGUCUGUGAACCGGAGAAGCGUGACAGCCACAGACACGCCCCAGUCUCUACCCAACAGCCCUGGGAGGUUCAAUGUGUACUCCUGUGUGUUGGGCACUGAUGGCUACAUGUCGGGGACACACUACUGGGAUGUGGAGGUGGGAGACAAGCAGGGCUGGGCCCUGGGUGUCACCAGGGAGUCUGCCAACAGGAGGGGAUGGUUUGAUUUCAGCCCUGAGCAGGGCACCUGGGCCAUCCAGCUCUCCAUGGACCAGUACCGGGCAGUCAAUGCAGAAUGGAGCCUGCUGGACCUGCCGCAGAGACCUAGGAAGAUCCGUGUGUACCUGGAUUGUGACAGUGGGGUUGUGGGUUUCUAUGAUGCGGACACCAUGGCCCCCAUCCACGCCUUCACUGCUUCCUUCUCUGGGAAAGUCUGCCCAUUCUUCUGGGUCUGGUCUGUGGGGACAUCCCUAAAUCUGUGCCCCCCGCAGCCCACUAUGAACUGAGGGUUUGGCUGACACUCAAAGACAUUGCUAUAAGAAUAUCCACAGACCCGGGUGGGCUCUGGGUCACAUCAUGUUCAAACCUAGGGAUCCUUCAACACGCCCAUAACCAGGAGAGUGACCAACCAGGUGACCUCCCUCUUCAGUGUUUCUCCCUGGUGCCCCAUGCACCUGGCCCAAACUCCCUGAUAAGACCCAGCUGGCUACUACUUUUUCCUACCCUAGAUUCUUUCAUGAGAGCCCCUUCAGCCAGACAGGCUGCUUCUCCAUCUCUCCUUUUCCCUGCUCUGCUUUGGACCCUGAUAUAAAGGAGAUUCAGUCCA